Messenger RNA from Paramacrobiotus metropolitanus, 1998 nucleotides. RefSeq names its product probable G-protein coupled receptor No18. Gene Ontology annotation, biological process: chemical synaptic transmission; G protein-coupled receptor signaling pathway, coupled to cyclic nucleotide second messenger. Bases 1 to 1998 code for a protein of 665 amino acids. The record is from RefSeq and is a predicted model, not a curated record. Lineage: Eukaryota; Metazoa; Tardigrada; Eutardigrada; Parachela; Macrobiotidae. The transcript is spliced from 2 exons. Gene Ontology annotation, molecular function: neurotransmitter receptor activity; G protein-coupled serotonin receptor activity. Gene Ontology annotation, cellular component: dendrite; membrane.
AUGGCCAACAACACGCUAGUCUUACUGCUGAACGUAACCAAUCCAACCAUCUCCUGGACUUUCGUCCCGAUCUUAGGCGUCAUCGUUCUUCCCUUAACCGUACUUUUCAACGGGUUAAUCUUGAUAUUAUUCACCAUCGACAGCAAUCUCCGCACGCCGUUCAACGUCUACCUUGCCAACCUGCUUUUCGCCAAUAUCCUAUACGCUGUCCCGGUGAUUCCGUUGGACAUCUUGAAUUCCCUGUUUCGCCGUUGGGAUCUCGGGAGCGCAGCCUGUGACGUGUACAUCUAUAGCAGCUACCUGAUGGCCACCGUCACCGCCCACUGUCACCUGCUAAUCACCCUCAACCGAUUGUGGGCGGUACAGUGGCCACUGUCCUACGCGCAGCGGCAUUCCACAAAACUGGCCGUCGGCAUCUGCGCCGGGAUGUGGCUAUACGUUAACGCGGGACUCUUACCGGGAAUCGUAUUAUAUUUUAUGAAAUAUCAAAAGCCGGUGAAUUCCUUCGGCUGUGAUCUUUUAUUAGCCGGUGACGCACUAGCAGGUUUUCGGUACUUUAAUCAGCUUUACCUGUUCGAUCUGGUUAAUCUGGUUAUCCCGGCGGUGUAUCCGUAUUUGUGGUAUCGACGACGGAAGAUUCAUCCCGUGGAGGGUGUCCGGUAUGCGGUGACCUCAGAAAAUCAACCGUCAAACGAAGCUGGGACCGGUGCAACGCGAAAAUCAAAAGGUCAUGACGGACGCUAUGCGGUGGCGUCGGAAAAUCAGCCGUCUGAGACCGGAGGGGCGCGUAAAGUAAAAGGUCACGGUCGGGCAUUCGCCGUGUUGACGAUCUUGACCGCCAGUAUUACGGUGUGUUGGACACCGGCUGCGGUGUUCUUUACCGUUAGCAUGUUUACGGAUGUUAGCUCCUGGCCGACGGUGAUUUAUAUUGUGCGGGGAUUAUUUGCGGUACAGCCGGUACUGGAUCCUAUUUUGUUUGCAAUGACGCUGCCGGAUUUGCGGAAUGCACUGCAGAGCAGAUUAUUUUGUCGUAAUUUUUUUAUCAUGGCUAACAUUUCUUCUAUAACUAACGCCACUCUCCCAUCGAUUACAUGGUCAUCUAUCCCGAUUCUGGAUGUCAUCAUCCUGCCGCUAACUGUCCUCUUCAACGGCGUCAUUCUUCUCCUCUUUCUUAUCGACAGCAAUUUACGGAGUCCGUUCACCGUGUACCUCGCCAACCUGCUCUUCUCCAACGUGCUGUAUGCCGUACUGGUAACCCCGCUGGACAUCCUCCUCUCCCUGUUCCCGCGGUGGAUCUUCGGGAGCGGAGCAUGCCGGUUAUACAUCUACAGCAGCUACCUGAUGGCCACCGUUACCGCCCACUGUCAUCUUUUAAUCACCCUCAACCGGUUGUGGGCGGUGCAGUGGCCGCUGUCCUACGCGCACCGACACUCCACGAAAAUAGCCGUUGGCAUCUGCGCCGGGAUGUGGGUAUACGUUAACGUUGGUUUAUUACCAGGGAUCAUCACGUACAUUGUGAAAUACCAGAAGCCGGUAGAGGUGUACGGCUGCAGCAUACUUUUAGCCGAUGAGGCACUGCUGGGGUUUCGCUAUUUCAAUCAGCUGUAUUUGUUCGAUCUGGUGAAUGUAUUUAUCCCGGCGGUGUAUCCCUACCUGUGGUAUCGGCGCCGGAAGAUCCAUCCCGGAGAAAGCGGUGUGUCGUCGGAUAAGCCGUCCGUGGAGGUAUCGACCGGUGCCAGCAGACGAAGAAUGAAAGGUCAAGCGCGGGCGUUCGCGGUUCUGACGAUGCUGACGGCCAGUAUCACGAUCUGCUGGACACCAGCAGCGACGCUGUUUACGUUAAGUAUGUUUAUGGAUGUCAGCGGGUGGGGCCUGGCGUUCCAGGUGGUGCGGGGAUUGUUCGCGGUGCAGCCGGUGCUGGAUCCCAUAUUGUUUACACUGACGCUGCCGGAUCUGCGCAGGGCGCUGGAAAUGCGGUUGCCGUGGCGUGCAUGGUGA